Molecule: messenger RNA, 2225 nt
Organism: Anolis carolinensis (green anole)
Lineage: Eukaryota; Metazoa; Chordata; Lepidosauria; Squamata; Anolidae
Gene: dmrt3
Product: doublesex and mab-3 related transcription factor 3
Exons: 2
Coding region: 68-1522 (484 amino acids)
Biological process (GO): male sex differentiation; regulation of transcription by RNA polymerase II
Cellular component (GO): nucleus
Molecular function (GO): RNA polymerase II cis-regulatory region sequence-specific DNA binding; DNA-binding transcription factor activity, RNA polymerase II-specific; protein binding
Source: RefSeq, a predicted model, not a curated record
CAGUCGGGUCUGAGGCGCCUGCGGGGGAGUCCCUGGCGGCGUGGGCUCGCCUUCCCCUUCCUCGGCCAUGAACGGCUACGGCUCUCCCUACCUGUACAUGGGGGCGCCGGUCUCGCAGCCCUCGCGGGCGCCCCUGCAGCGGACGCCCAAGUGCGCGCGGUGCCGCAACCACGGCGUGCUCUCCUGGCUCAAGGGCCACAAGCGCUACUGCCGCUUCAAGGACUGCACCUGCGAGAAGUGCAUCCUCAUCAUCGAGCGGCAGCGCGUCAUGGCCGCCCAGGUGGCCCUCCGCAGGCAGCAGGCCAACGAGAGCCUCGAGAGCCUCCUCCCGGACUCCCUGCGCGCCCUCCCGCCGGGGGCCUCCGCAUCCGCCGCAGCCUCCGCCGCCCCGGCGCCCCCGACGCCGCCCCCCGCCGCGGGAGCCCUCCUGGUCCUCCCCGCAGAGGGACACCCGCCCCGCAACCCCGCCGCCGCCGUCGAGGUGGCCCUGCGCUGGGCCUCCGAGCAGAGCCCCAACGCCAGCGCCAGCGCCGCCCUCCAGCCCCAGAUGCCCAAAACAGACAUGACUGAAGAAAGGUUGGGUGAUGUCAGCGGAGGAGACAGUGCUGAGACCUACAGUGACAAAGACGCAGACCAAAGGAGUUCCCCAGAUGUGACAAAGGCCAAGAGCAGUUUCGCCCCUGAGAGCCCUGAAAUUGUUUCUGUCGAUGAGGUUGGUUAUGCUGUCCAGAAAAACAGUGGGAGUGCUGACAGUAGACCCGAGAGCCCCAAGUACCAACCAGAACAAAACCACCUUUUGAUUGAAGGUCCAUCUGGGACUGUUUCUCUGCCUUUUGGCUUGAAAGCCAACCGGCCACCCCUUGAGGUGUUGAAAAAGAUUUUCCCAAACCAAAAGCCAACGGUGCUUGAACUGAUCUUGAAAGGCUGCGGAGGUGAUCUGGUGGGUGCAGUGGAAGUCCUUCUGUCCAGCAGGUCCUCCAUAGCAGGAGACAGAACUUCUGCUGAGUCGGAUGGUCUGGUUUUACCUUCGAAUGGGCACCUCUUUGAACACACCCUCAGUUCGUAUCCCAUUUCUUCCUCAAAGUGGUCUGUGGGGUCUGCUUUUCGAGUCCCAGACACACUGAGGUUUUCUGCUGAUACUACUAACGUUGUGCCAAACCCUCUGGCUGUCCCCUUACAGCACCCAUUUCCACAACCACCCAGAUAUCCACUGAUGCUGAGGAAUACUUUGGCAAGAAACCAGUCCAGUCCUUUUCUGCCCAAUGAUGUUACUUUGUGGAACACCAUGACUCUCCAGCAGCAGUACCAACUGAGGUCCCAGUAUGUCAGCCCUUUCUCAGCUAAUUCUACCAGUGUUUUCCGAAGUUCUCCCGUCCUUCCUACACGUCCUUCAGAGGAUCCUAGGAUCUCCAUCCCAGAUGACGGAUGUCCAAUUGUCUCAAAACAGCCUAUUUAUGCAGAAGAUGAUUAUGAUGAAAGAUCUGAUUCCUCAGACUCCAGAAUAUUAAACACAUCUUCUUAGAAUAACAAUUUGCAAUGAUAUUUUGAAGCACGGUAGAACUACUAGCCAUCAGGAGGAAGGAAUCAGGACCCCUUGAAUUGUAUAAAAAAGUGACUCUGCUUGCUACUAUCUCCUAGCAAUAAAAACAUAACUUAUUUGUUUUCUUGCACUUCACUGGAAAAUGCCAAAUAGCUACUACUUCAUGGCUUUAGUACUGAAAGUUUAUUACAAAAGUAAAAGAAAAAAUGUUGAAUUUUAAGCGUAUGUGUGACAAAGACUGUGGAACAUUUAAAAUGGAACAGAUAAAUCUGGCCUUUUAGACAACUGGGAAUGUUGAUAUUGUACUUGAAUGCAGUGUUCAAAGAGAGGACUCCUCAGGAUCUAGACAUGUAAAAAGCAAAUAAUUUAGUGGCCAAUGGACUAAACAGGGACCUUAGUGUCUUUAUGACCAUAAUCAUAAUGGCGGUAAAACCAAGAGCCACAAAAGACUAAAAAUGAACUAUCCACAUGCUGUUCAAGCUUGGACAUUUUGGAGACACCUCAACCGCUAUUCUUUUCAUAUAGCUAAAUGGAAACAUGUAUAGUGUCAAUGUAAAGCCAGUUACAGCUGUUGAGUUGCAUGAAAAUGUCUUGUGAAAAAUGUCCACACGUUUAAGCAUUGUUAGGUUAAUGUAGCAUGCUAAGCACUUGAGGGAGGGGGAAUAAACUCAGAUGCUGAUCUUGA